Messenger RNA from Hydractinia symbiolongicarpus, 2949 nucleotides. RefSeq names its product delta(14)-sterol reductase LBR-like. Gene Ontology annotation, biological process: sterol biosynthetic process. Lineage: Eukaryota; Metazoa; Cnidaria; Hydrozoa; Anthoathecata; Hydractiniidae. The transcript is spliced from 9 exons. The record is from RefSeq and is a predicted model, not a curated record. Gene Ontology annotation, cellular component: endoplasmic reticulum membrane; nuclear inner membrane. Gene Ontology annotation, molecular function: oxidoreductase activity, acting on the CH-CH group of donors, NAD or NADP as acceptor. Bases 203 to 1552 code for a protein of 449 amino acids.
AUUUUUUGUUUGAUUGCUCAGCUAUGUGAGAACACAUGAGAACAUUUCUCAUGCAAAUCUUUCAGAUGAGUCCAACUUGUAAAAGUACCUUGGGAUCCCUUUCUAAACUUUGAAUAAAAUGUUUGCAUUUUAUUAAAGUGUAUAGAUAUUAAAAUUUGAUUACAAUUUUACUUUUAGUAAAGUGAAAGUUGACGCUCUAAAUAUGGAGAAAAUAACCAAAAGAAAGCCAAUAAAAUUGAAGACAAAUAAUUCACAAGAAAAAGACAAUGAAGUUGAAGACAAGCCUAUAUCGAAACUUUUUAUGAUUGCUAAAUUUUGUGUCUCGCUGCCACUAAAUCUAGUGUCAGUCUCAUUUCCAGUGAUCUUCAUUUGUGGUUUGCAUUUCUCAUGUAUGUCGAAAAAUGCCUGUACUUUUUUAAAAAUGCCUCAAUUUCCAGAAUUUAGCAAAUUCUUCUCCUGGAAAUCUGUUGGCUAUGUAACUGGCUGGUUUACAUUCCAAGCUAUACUGUCCAUGUUACCAAUUGGAAAGCUUGUUGCUGGCCCUCGCCUUGAUGAUCAAAAGAAAUUGCAUUAUAGAUUGAAUGGACUAUCAUCUCUCAUUUUUACGAUGGCAAUAUUUGUGUACACAACUUACUUUCGUAAAAUUCCUGAAAACUACUAUAAAGACAAUUAUAUAAGCUUUAUAACAGGUUCAUUUAUUUACAUAUUACUAAUAUCUCUUGUGGUCUUGGUUCAUUCUCGUUAUACUGGCUCUACUAAAUAUGGCAACUCCAGUGGCAGGUUGAUAGAAGAUUUUAUAUAUGGAUGUACAGUGAAUGCAAGACUCUUCGAUGGAAUUUUGGACUUAAAAGUUUUUGCCUUUAAAGCUGGUUUCAUUUCUUGGGCAGUUAUAAAUAUUGGAUACCUCUUGGAAGCAGUCGAGACAUCAGGAUUGAUGGGUACCUUAGAUAAAAAUCCAUCUUUAUUGAUUCUUGUUGUCUUGCAACUUUGGUAUGUAUUAGAUGCUAUGAUAUUCGAGGAAGCAUUGCUGUACACAGCUUCGUUGUCUUCAGAAAAAAUUGGUUACAUGUUUUACUACUCGGUGUUGUGUUUCUUUCCAUUCUUCUGCUCCUUGCAGGCUAAGUACCUGUUUUUAUUUCCUCGAUCGCUUUCUUGGCAGUACUACAUAGUGGCAGUUUUUUUGUAUGUAAUUGGUUAUUGUAUUUAUCGAACAUCAGUUCAACAAAAGUUUAACUUCAGAAAGGAUCCACAUCAAGCAAAAGUUUCUGGUGUUAAAUUUAUCCUUACUGCAAACCAAAAGGACAUUUUAGUUGAUGGAUGGUGGAGUGUUGUGCGACAUCCGAAUUAUCUCGGUGAUUGGAUGAUGUGUUGUUCUUGGGGUAUUUUAUGUGGAUUCACCCAUGGUAUACCGUGGUUAUGGCCAGUGAGCUUACUUGGAAUGCUGAUUGGCAUGGCAAUACGUGACGAUGCUAAAUGUAAACAGAAGUACGGUUCAAGUUGGGAAGAAUACAGAAAACUUGUGAAACACAAAAUGUUGCCCUAUAUAUUUUAAACUGUGUUGCAUAGAUCACAAGUAACAAUUUUAUCAAACGUAUGCUUUUAUAUGCUUAUUUCUUAUGGUAAUUUGUAAGUUUAUGUUUUCUAUUCGCGAUUCUUAUGUUUUUAUGUGGUAUAGAAUAUUUUUAGGUAUUUACAUCUGGUGCGUGUGAACAUGCAAAUGCUUUUUACGAUGGACAUUCUCCUAAAAUAUCGUUGAAACUCUUCGAAAUGGAAUGUACUAGAAAAAACUCCUAGAAAAUUUCUAAAAAUAGUAACAGCUCGUGAAAAAUGAUUUCUCGGAACCUUUUUUUAAGCUUUGAUUGAGAGAGUCUGUUUAAAUCGUCAUGGUAUUGUAACCUUUUUCCCUUUUUUCUUUUUUGAAAUUUCUGUUUUUGUCAAAAUUAUUACAAGCUCGUGAGCUUGUAUUAAAACGCAAAUGUGUCCUACAAGAAUGGAAAUUUUUGCCUCCCUGAGCACCGACACGGGAGUCGUCGUGUGUUCGAAUCUCAUCUUGGUAACUAUUUUUACUUUUUUUUUCUUUUUUCUUUCUUAAAAAGAUAAGACAAGUGUUCAAAACACUUGUUUAACUAACUAGUAAAUAAAGGUGUUUCUACCAAACUUUUUAAAAGUGAAUGUAGGCAGAAUUAAGUGAAUUAAUAAAUUUCGCAAAUUUUGGGGUUUGUGGGUUUGUGGUCUUUCUUCUUCCUGUCAGUCGGUUCACCCAAGACGGACCCAUCUAAAAUUAAAAGUUCGAGGAAUUUUCCGUUCAGGAAGGUCUCACAAAUCAAUUUUGAAAAAUAAGUGUGUAACAAAUAUUAUUGCGUAUCUGAAUAGUAAAAUAUGUCGUGUCUAACUUCGUAACAAAAAUCCCAAUUUGAUAGACAGCUUUUUGUAAACUUUAUUCGCGAGGUUGUUUGCGUAUAUCAUACGUCUUGUUCGAAAUUAUUCAACAACAUUAAAUACUGCAGGAAAACUUCUGGAAUUUACUUUUUGAAAAUGAAUGUUCUAGUAUGCACGAUAUCCUUUUAUAGCUUUUUAUUGUUUUUAGAAUGCUUUAAGAGAACACCAAAUUUGUUAACAUUUUGAAGAAAAGAAGAGAAAUUAAUGAACCAAUUCUCAAAAUAAAUAUAAACAUAUAUCCCGAUUCGCGUUGCUUUUUGUUAUUCAGUUGAGCUAAAUCGUAUCGCCUUAAUUCUUUCGUGUUUUUGUUUUGUUUUGUUUGUAGGUGGUUGGACUGGUGGGUGAGGGUGCUGGGUUUGGGGAUGGUGUUAACGUUAUUUCUUAUGCUGAUGUAAAUAUUAUUUUUGAUUUUAACAUUUCUAUUUAUAUUGCAUGACAUGUAUAAAAUCCAUUGUAUAUUGCUGAUAUACCGUAUAAAAAUGAGAGCAAAGAAAAUCAAGAAAUCCUCAA